This is a messenger RNA of Alternaria arborescens, 1323 nucleotides long. RefSeq lists its product as hypothetical. The coding region runs from base 1 to 1323 and encodes 440 amino acids. Gene Ontology annotation, molecular function: pyridoxal phosphate binding; transaminase activity. Lineage: Eukaryota; Fungi; Ascomycota; Dothideomycetes; Pleosporales; Pleosporaceae. The record is from RefSeq and is a predicted model, not a curated record. Gene Ontology annotation, biological process: biosynthetic process; amino acid metabolic process. The transcript has 2 exons.
AUGUCGGCCUCGAAGCUCUCUGAACGCGGUAGCCAUGCAAGUACAACGGGAGCCAAAGACUUCGAAAUAUGGGACAUAAUCACGAAUAUGUGGGACCCAAAGACGAACCCUGAAGGCUAUGUGUCUCUCGGUCUUGCAGAGAACAGCCUGAUGCACAACGAACUAUCGGACUUUCUGAACUCAAAACGACUAGUCGAUGACACAGCCCAGGGACUCACCUACGGGGACGGCCCACAAGGGUCUAAGCGGGUCAAAGCUGCAAUCGCGUCAUUCUUGAGCACCCAUUUGCGCUCGAUACGGGAGCUGAAGCCUGACAACAUCUUCAUCACGAACGGAGUUUCAUCAGCGAUCGAGCAUUGCGCCUGGACUCUCGCUAACCCCGGGGAGGGUAUCUUACUUGGACGCCCAUACUAUCGCGCAUUCCUACCAGAUAUAGGUAUGAGGACAGGAGUCCAAAUUGUUCCGGUAGCAUUCGGAGACGUCGAUCCCUGUAACUCAGACUGUGUGGGAAAGUACGAAGAAGCGCUGCUGAGAUCGAACGAACAGGGUGUGCCGGUUCGAGCACUCAUGUUGUGUCACCCACAUAAUCCUCUCGGACGAUGCUAUCCAAGAGAUACAAUCAUUGGGCUAAUGAAACUGUGUGAGAAGUACCAGAUUCACCUUAUCAGCGACGAGAUCUACGCACUUUCCAUAUGGAAGAAUACCAUUGACGACAUAGCUCACGCACGCGCCGGUUUUGAAUCCGUUUUGUCAAUCAGUGGCAAGGACAUCAUCGAUCCUUCGCUGGUUCAUGUUCUGUGGGGUGUGUCAAAAGACUUUGGCGCAAAUGGAAUAAGGCUGGGUGCCGUCAUCUCACAGUCGAACCCAGCUUUUCUUGAUGCAUUGCGAACAUGCAGCCUAUACUCCUCAGCGUCAUCUCUCACAGAAAACGCUGUUGUGCACCUUUUAUCCGAUACGUCAUUUGUCGAGAGCUACAUCGCGACAAACCAAGCGCGUCUCUCGGCUGCAUAUGAACAAACUGUUCGUGCUCUUCGAGCGCAUGGCAUUGAACACAUGCCUGGUGCCAAUGCCGCUUUCUUUCUAUGGAUCAAUCUGGGUAAAUUUGUGCGCAAGAAGACAUUUUUAGGAGAGGAAGAGAUGCGGGUAUACUCGAGGCCAGAAAGCACACAGAUAAUCCAAGACCGGUUACGGGCGAGAAAGGUAUACCUGGUUCCUGGGGACGCCGUAGGUGCAGAAGAGCCAGGCUGGUUCCGCAUGGUCUUUACUCAACGGGAAGAACUAAUAACUGAAUGCAUUCGGCGCAUCGUCGACGCAUUGGGGUAA